Messenger RNA from Mirounga angustirostris (Northern elephant seal), 2683 nucleotides. It is a transcript of the gene CUNH20orf202, whose product is annotated as chromosome unknown C20orf202 homolog. The transcript has 3 exons. The coding region runs from base 86 to 523 and encodes 145 amino acids. The record is from RefSeq and is a predicted model, not a curated record. NCBI's taxonomy places the organism in Eukaryota, Metazoa, Chordata, Mammalia, Carnivora, Phocidae.
AACAGGCCGAUCUGUUGGUGAUGCUGUGACUCAAUGGUUUCUAAUAUCUCUGCAAUUUUUUUGGCCUUUGUCUUAGGGUAGCAAGAUGAUUACUGUAGCUCCAGGCAUCACGUCCACAUUCCAGGCCAAAGGAAGGAGAAGAAAGUUGGAGUUUAGGGGGAGCUUCAUUGACAUUUUUCCUUUUAUCAGGAAGGUCAGCGUCAACUUUUCCUCCAAGGACGCUGCGAUGAAAACAGAAGAGCCAACCCCAAGUCUUGGGCAGACCCUGGAGUGGCUGCGAAAGGAGCUGGCUGAGAUGCAAGUUCAAGACCAGAGACUCCUGCUCACACUGAGGCAUCUUCACAGUGUCCUGCAGGAGCUGCGCACUGAGAGUGCCCCCUGGGAGGACGCCAGGUCCAGCGGAGGGACGUCCCCCCGCAGAGCUCGAGCAGGCUCGGAAAGCAGGGGCCGCCCCCCCAUCUCCUCCCAGGGGCUCGCCCAGCUCCUCCAAGGGACAGACAGCAGACGAAGCUCCCUCCCUUAACUGGUCAGGCCUGACCCUGGUGCUUGAACCCUCCCACCACCUGUCCAAACUUUGUGAUGUUGCUGGGGGAGAGCACUACAAUGGGAGUCAGGGAGCCAGGGCUCUGGGUUCUUCUCUGCCCUCAUCCUCGGCGUGUCCCUAAACCCGUCACUCGACUCUUUUUCUGCUGUUCCUCAGGGGUUUUGGUGAGGCACAAAUAAGAUAUCAGAUGCGGACAUACUUCUUAAACACGCCUCUGGCCAGCUCAUGACAGCAAUCCUGCCCUCCGGCAUUUCCCCCCAAGGGGAUCAUCAGAACAAAGAACUCAGUGUGCGCCCAGGAUGUCUCGCGUUGCUAUGGUGAAAAACAGAGCCCCCGCCCCGCUCAUAGUGACUCAGCCAUUGUUUCCUGGCUUCCCGGCACACCGGCCCUUCCCUCUGUCUGAAAGCCAUAGGGCACCACUCUGGCCCGAGGGAUGGCCAUGUGACCAGGCCUGGCCAAUAAUAACUCACGAUCACCCUAACAACAUGACUGGCCAACCGGGGACCACGGGACUCAACAGAGCAGCCAAUCACAGCCCUUCUCUGGGAUCCCUCUCUGGAUGGUCUUGCCGCUGGAGUUGCAAAGCGGGGGACGGCCAAGGGCCACGUGCCGUGCCGGGUGAAGGACACCUGAGCGCAGUAGGAAAGAAAGAGAGGUGGAGGGAGGGCCACAGAGCUGGGCAGAGAGGAAGGUGCCAGCUCCUUUUAGUCCCUGGUUUCAGGCCCUAGUUUUGUGAGUUACUCCUGCAUUCUUUCCAUGACAGAAACCAGUAAAUCCCACCACCACCAUCCUCCACCACACACACCAAUUUGGUUUUGCCUAAGCUGACUUGAGGAGGGUUUCCCUCCAGGUCAACCGACACGAUCCUGAGGAACACAAUCCAGAUAUUUCAAGAAGCAAAGAGAAAUGCUGAAAAAGAAGGCACUUCGCUCACUCAGGGUUGGCAACAGCCCCGCGGCCGCAGACCAAGGUCUAUGAUGUGGCAGAACGCUCAGUUGUAUGGGGUGCUGGCCUCAUCACUUUGACAGAUUAUAUCUGCCUAUAAGAAAGACUUUAAAUAAGACAGCAGAAAAUUUAAAAGGUCUCAUGUUAAGAUGGCCCAAUUCUUGGGGCGCCUGGGUGGCUCAGUCGUUGGGUGUCUGCCUUCAGCUCAGGUCAUGGUGCCAGGACCCUGGGAUCGAGCCCCGCGUCGGGCUCCCUGCUCCAAGGGAAGCCUGCUUCUCCCUCUCCCUCUCCCCCUGCUUGUGUUCCCUCUCUCGCUGUGUCUCUCUCUGUCAAAUAAUAAAAAAAAAGAUGGCCCAGUUCUUGGUAGGACUUUUUAUUUUUGAAAAUCCACUUGCAUGUUGUUGGAAUAUCAUUAUUAUGGCUUUGAAAAAGUAAACCCAUUGUAUACAGAGGCAAAGGGGGAAGGUGUGUUAUAUGUACAAUGUUUAUAGUCAGACUAACCUGGGAUCUUAAUACAAUAUUUGAUAGUACAAAAAAUACUUGUCUAGCAACAGCUGAAUGCAUCAACAAAAUGUGGUACAUACAUAAAACAGAAUACCAGUCAGCCUUAAAAAGGAAGGAAAUUCUGGCAUGUGCUACAAAUGGGUGACUUUUGAAGACAUGAUGCUAAGUGACAUGAGCCAGUUACAGAAGGACACUGUAUGAUUCCAUUUACAUGAGGCACCUGGAGUAGUCAAAUCCGUAGAGACAGAGAGUAGAAGGGUGGCUGCCAGGAGCUUAGUGAGGGGGCAAUGGGGCGUUAGUAUCUAAAGGGUACAGAGUUUCAGUUUGGCAAGAUGAAAAAAGUUCUAUGGAUAAAUGCAGGUGGUGGUGGUAUAACAGUGUGAAUAUACUUGAUGCCACUGAACUGCAUGCUUUAAAAUGGUUAAAAUGGGGGCAUCUGAGUGGCUCAGUCGGUUAAGCACCUGCCUUCAGCUCAGGUCAUAAUCUCCAGGUCCUGGGAUGGAGCCCCGCUCAGUGGGAAGUCUGCUUCUCCCUCUCCCUCUGCCCCUCCCCCUGCUCAUGUGCACUCUCUCUCUCUCUCUCAAAUGAAUAAAUAAAAUCUUUUUAAGGAUGGUUAAAAUGGUAACGUUUACGUUUGUUGUAUUUUACCACAAUUAAAAAUAAAUACUUAAAAAAAAUACCUGUACUGUG